Ctenopharyngodon idella (grass carp) is the source of this 3461-nucleotide messenger RNA. RefSeq names its product protein phosphatase 1 regulatory subunit 3G (gene ppp1r3g). Gene Ontology annotation, molecular function: protein phosphatase 1 binding; glycogen binding. The record is from RefSeq and is a predicted model, not a curated record. The coding region runs from base 44 to 865 and encodes 273 amino acids. Gene Ontology annotation, biological process: regulation of glycogen biosynthetic process. Lineage: Eukaryota; Metazoa; Chordata; Actinopteri; Cypriniformes; Xenocyprididae. The transcript has a single exon. Gene Ontology annotation, cellular component: protein phosphatase type 1 complex.
AUGCUCACGUGGAGUUGUUAUUAGUUCCCAACUCUGCACAUACAUGCUCCUCAGGAGUGACUCUCCUGGAAGGAUACAUUCUGUCAUUGGACAUUACAAACCUGGAAUGAUGAACAUAAUGAAUGAGGAGCAGAUGGAGAACGGAAUGGACUCCGAUGAUGAUCUUCAACCCGAGGAGAUACCCGAGUACCUGAAAGACAGGAGAAGAGCCAAGUCCUUACCUGCGUAUCCAGAGCAGGUGAAUCUGUACCACCAGAUCUCCCAGAGCUGCAGGAAACGCGUGAAGUUCGCGGACGCGCUCGGGUUGAAUCUGGCGAGCGUCAAGCACUUCAGCACCAGCGAGGAUCCUCAUAUUCCCGCCAAAGUGUUUAACAGGCUGAAGAGUUUCCCUCUUCAUAAGGACCGGGACUUCAUGGAUGACUUGUGCGUGAACAUCAAGUCCACUCUGGCACUGGACUAUCUGGUCCCGACGUUCAAGAUGCCCGUGGACUCCGGUGACAUGCACACGCGGCUCGCGCGCAGUCGUGUCGCGCUGGAAAGCGUCACGGUCACACAGUUUGAUGUCCGUGGGAUCAUACGGGCGGUGGGUAGGAGAGAGGUUGGGGUCAGGUAUACUUUCAACGACUGGCUGUCGUUCGUGGACGCGCAAGCCAUCCCCGUGCCCACCGAGGACAAGACGCGCGGAGAGCGCUUCUCCUUCACCAUGUACACGCCUCCUUUCUUAGAUCCGAGCGCUUCUGUGCACUUCGCCGUGUACAUGAGGGAAGAUAACUCUGAGUUCUGGGACAACAACGAUGGGCUGAACUAUUCCCUGAAGUACCACAGCUCGACAUCCAGUGAAACCGCAGCUUUCCACGCGAUAUGAAGUGACGCGCUUUUACGCACAGCACGCUGCGCCAAAUUGGUGCGUUUUGAUCACACAAAUGACUGAAACGAAGGACUAAUAUUACAAAAAAUACAUGAAUGUGCUCUCAAGGGGAUGCCAACAAGGUUAUACGAUAUAUGGAGUGGACUGACAUUCAAGUCAAGUCAUCUUUGUUUCAAUAGCGCUUUAUACAAUACGGAUUUUGAAAGCAGCUUCACAGUGAUAAACAGGAAAAUCGGCUGUAAAGCAGAUCUAAAAUGACAAGUGUCAUUAUUCAGCUCAGUUCAAUAAAUAAGUUCAUUAAUUAUGAAAUGAGUUAAAAUCAGCUAUAAGCAGCUUUAUAGAAGACAGUAGAGUUGUAAUUCAGCUCGAGUUCAGUCAGUUCAGUGCUGAUGUUGCAAAAUUGGUCAAUUAUGAAACAAAGUAGUAUCAGAUAUAAAGCAGCUCUGUGGUGUCUUCAUCCAGCUCAAUUCAGUUAAAGUUUUGUUCUCAUCCAAUAGCGUGAGAACAAAUAGAUGACACUGAAUAUUGAGUUCAGUAAUAAAAGUAACGUCCUGGUAAAAUCUGUUUUAAUUGAAUUUAAAAAAAUUAAAAUGAUAUUUUAGUUGUUCCAAACCCAAAAAUUGUUAACGAAAGAAGAUAUGUUGCAGAAUGUCCAAGCAGAAUGCUCUGAUCCAUACAUAGAAAGUGGACGAGGGCUGUCGAACUCCAAAAAAUCACCAUAAAAGUACCAUAAAGGUGGCACAUUUGUCUCAUGUGCUGUACUAUUCUGUCACAAGAAUAUUUUGUGUGAGGAACAGACUGAAAUUUAAAAGGUUGGUUCACCCAAAAAUGAAAUUUCUGUCAUCAUUUACUCACCCUCAUGUCGUUCCAAACCUGUAAGACAUGUUGUUCAUCUUCGAAACACAAAUUAUGAUAUUUUUGAUGAAAUCCAAAAGGUUUUUUAUCCCCCAUAGAAAGCAACAUAAAUACCACAUUCAAGGUCCAGAAAAGUAGCAAAGACAUUGUUAAAAUAGUCAACGUGACUGCAGUGGUCCAACCUUAAUGUUAUGAAGCGACGGGAAUACUUUUUGUGCGCAAAAACAAAACAAAAAUAACAACGUUAUUCAACAAUUUCUUCUUUACCCUGUCAGACUCGUUCGCUGAUUACAUUGUAUAGACAGUGCAGCGUUUCCAGGUUCUGUCAGAACACCGGCUCAUUAUUGGCCGACGCUGUUCACAUGAGCAGCACGACGCAUUCGUGUGAUGCUGACACAAGAGCCAGUGUUAUUUCUUUUUGUUUUUCUGAAAUCUUGUCUUCUGCAUUUGCUUCACAUUUGCAUUUAAACACAGCACGAUCUGUCUGCACUGUCAGGAAAAAAGGUACGGUGCAAAGGUAAAAAGGUACUAAUAUAUACUUUUAAAGUACUAAUAUGUACCUUUAAUGUGCACCAUUUAGGGGUAAGAAGGUACAAAGAUGUACCUUUUCACUUUUGUACUGCCCCAGUGACAAGCACUGUACCUUUUUUUCUGACAGUGUGAGAUGCAUAGAAAUAAUGAUAUGUGACGCUUUUUGAAUAUGCAAAUCAGAUCUUUUUAGUGAGAAAAUGACUUGAAUUUUGGACUGUUUCUUACUCAUACAAAGCUAUUGUAUGACUCCAGAAGACUUGGAAUAUUGUGCACAAGAUGCUUUAUGGUUCCUUUUUGAAGCUUGACAGUUUUGUUGCAUGGAAAAGAGAAGCUUGGACAUUCUUCACAUUUUCUCCUUUUGUGUUUCAGAGAAGAAAGAAAGUCAUAUAGGUUUGGAAUUACAUAAGGAUGAGUAAAUGAUGACGCAAUUUUCAUUUUUUUAGUUGAACUAUUUAAAUAAGGCAAGGGAUGCAAUCUGGUUUUCUUUCACAAAUGAGUCGUGUCAUUUAUUUAUAAUUUCAAAUGUGUUGUUUCCAUCAUGGCUGCACAGUUAUUGACACUUUUCUUUAUUUCUUUUUGCAAUGCAGAGACUUAACAUAGAGGAAACCAUUCAACAAUGCAUUAUGGGAUUUUAUCAGUUCCAUUUGGGACAACCAACAGAUGCUGCUGAAAUUUCCUUCUCAAUAAACUCUGCUUUAGCUGUGUUGGACUUUAAACUUAAAAUGUCAAGGAACUACUUAGGGGUCAAAACUACAUAAUUGAAAAGACACCUGAAUAAACGGUUAAUAACUGCACAUUGUAUUGUAUGUAUUGUAAAUCAUUCAGUAGAUUGAAUGGCAUUCUGCAUUGAUAGCAGUAUAAAGAGUUGGAAGACACCAGAACUGAAUGUUUACACUUCUCUCAGUAUGAGGACAGAGAUUGGCUGUGUUGAAAGUAAAGUAGGUCUAAUAAUAAGUCUGUGUGUAUGCAUAUGAGAUACGCUAUCUAUCAUUGUAACUAAAGUCCAGCUUUGCCACAGUUUUUCCCUCCAGUGUUUGUUUGGCCUAUGCAUCUGUUUGACUAUAUGAGCACACAGAGGGAAGGCGGCGUUCUGUUUUGCAAUAUGCAAAUGUUUGUUUCAACAUAUGCAAAUAUUCUUUAUGUAUGCACAUGAGAUUUCAUGUACUAGCUGAGAUUAUACUCAGUAAAUGAUGAUUGAGAAAGUGCA